GAUAUUUUUGUCGUUAUAAUUUGUUUUUAUUGAUUGAGAUUGGCGAAAAAUGAAAAAUAAACACUGAGAAUGUUUGCAACUUGUAGUUAAUAUUAUUUCACAUUUAAAAGUGAAAGGUAAAGUGAUGUUCAGUAUUUUCUGUAGCCAAUUGAAGCUACCAGAUGUGUAGUGAAAAGUAGCUGCAUAUAUUAGAUUUAGCUAGAUUGUGGUGUCUAUCAAACACAGUAGCCUACGAGAUGGAAGGCAACGCAGAUCCCGAUGGUGAACGAGGGCUAGAGGAUGCCAGUACUGCCGAGGGAGAUGGGGAUAGAGGUAGAUACAGUAUGCUAGCUCGUUGCGCGUCACAGUCGUCACUAGACGAGUCGUCACAGCGUCGUGCGGGGGGAGAUGCGGGUGAGGCGGGAGAGGGCGCUGUGGGCGCGCAGCACGCCACCGCGCUUCUCGACGCGCUCGCCCGACUACGAUGUGAUGCGACACUGUGUGACGUUCGAUUGCAGGCGCAAGCGGAAGGCGCGACGGAGCCGGCGGAGGGCGUGUGGGCGCACCGCGCUGUGCUGGCCGCCUGCUCGCCAUACUUCCGCGCCAUGUUCACACAGUUCGACGAGCGUACACAGGACGCUGUCACCAUACAAAAUGUAGAACCGCAUGCUCUAGACGCUAUCAUAGAGUAUGUCUACAAUCCAAACUCAUUGGUCAUCACAGAAGAUAAUGUUCAGAGCUUGCUGUCGGCGUCGUCGUUGCUGCAAGUGUCGGGUGUUCGCGCUGCGUGCUGCAACUUCCUGGCGGCCGCGCUGGCGCCGGACAACGCGCUCGGCAUCCGCGCCUUCGCUGAGCUGCACGCCUGCCGCGACCUCAAGGACUGCGCAGCCAGAUAUGUGCACCGGCACUUUGUUGAGGUUCUGGAGACUGAAGAAUUUCUAUCUCUGACUGCGGAAACCUUGGCGCAACUCCUAGACAGUGACCGCAUUAUGGUUCCGAACGAGGAAGUGGUUUUGGAUGCAGUUAUAAGAUGGAUGCAGCACAAUCCAGAAGAACGUCAGCAGCACCUUGGCACACUGCUGGAGCAUGUGCGGCUGCCGCUGCUGGGUCGUGAUGUGCUCGUAGCCCGCGCUGCUGCUGAACCCCUCGCCGGUGCAGGACUGCGUGUCAAGGAUCUGGUGAUCGAGGCGCUAUCAUUCCACCUGCUGCGACCUGAGAGACGUGCGGCUGCAGCUGCAGCCUGCGCACGCGCACGACCUAGACAGCCUCCACGCGCACCUAAGAUGUUGCUGGUGGUGGGCGGACAGGCGCCCAAAGCGAUAAGGUCGGUGGAGGCGCUGCAGCUGGAGGCUGGACGUUGGAGACGCGCCGCAGACCUGCCCACACGCCGAUGUCGCGCUGGUCUCGCUGUAGUCGCUGGCAAGCUCUAUGCUGUUGGUGGUUUCAAUGGUACGUUGCGCGUGCGCAGCGUGGAUAUCUACGACGCGUGCGCGGACACGUGGGCGCCGGGCCCGCCGCUGUGUGCGCGUCGCUCCACACUAGGUGUCGCCGUCAUCGGUAACGUCAUUUACGCCGUCGGAGGAUUUGACGGGGCGUCGGGGCUGAGCUCGGCGGAGGCGAUGGACGCGCGCGAGGGCGUGUGGCGGCCCGUGGCCAGCAUGAGCACGCGGCGCUCCUCAGUGGGCGUGGCCGUGCUGGGCGGGCGCCUGUACGCGGUGGGCGGGUACGACGGCGCCGCACGCCAGUGUCUGCACACAGUGGAGCGCUACGACCCCGCCGCAGACGUCUGGGAGCCCGUCGCCGAGAUGAGCGCGCGCCGCUCCGGCUGCGGCGUGGGCGUGGCCGAGGGCGCGCUGUACGCUGUGGGCGGACACGACGGGCCCGCAGUGCGCCGCUCCGUGGAGAGGUACCGCGAGGGCGCGGGCUGGGCGCCGGCCCCGCCCAUGGCCACCGCGCGCCGCAACGCCGGCGUCGCCGCACACAACAACCGCCUCUACGUCGUCGGCGGGGACGACGGCGCCGCCAAUCUCUCCACCGUAGAGGUAUUCGAUCCGGCGACGGAGGCGUGGACCACGCUGGCCUCGACGAUGUCGGUGUCGCGGUCGUACGCGGGCGUGGCGGUGCUGGACGAGCCGGCCUGACGCUCGGCCCCCGCGCCCCACGGCGCAGGCCCCGACUCGGACUCCGAGGCGCACGACGCGUACCGCCCCCCCGACCUACCCGACAUCACCGACGGCCGCGAGAGUCCCAUCUUCGACCUCUACCCUCCGUACUACCGCUACCCGCACGCAGAGACGCACGACCGCAUGCGCAACCUUCGUCUCAGACUGCACGAAACCGGGUACGCGGGUGUGGGCGUGGCGCUGCCGCGCGGGGGGCCGGGCGUGUCGGGUCUGCAGGCGGGG
Papilio machaon (common yellow swallowtail) is the source of this 2384-nucleotide messenger RNA. RefSeq names its product ring canal kelch homolog (gene kel). The transcript is spliced from 15 exons. Gene Ontology annotation, molecular function: protein binding. The record is from RefSeq and is a predicted model, not a curated record. NCBI's taxonomy places the organism in Eukaryota, Metazoa, Arthropoda, Insecta, Lepidoptera, Papilionidae. The coding region runs from base 237 to 2120 and encodes 627 amino acids.